AUGCCGUCCGAAUCCGGCCACUACCUUCGGCGUCUGUUCGUCCUGCUGGCCCUCCUUCCGGGAUUCUCCCCAGGUCUGGUUGAUGGCAGGCGAGCCCCGGAGACUGACCCCUCCCUUCGGCUCGAUGAGUCUCUCGUUUAUCUGUGGCCGCUGCCCACGGAGUAUCGGUACGGCAACAGGACCUUGACCGUGGACCCGAACUUGAUGUUCCACCUCCAGGGAGCCGGCGAGAAUUCCUCCAUAUUGGGAGAGGCUCUUGAGAGGUAUCGGAAUAUUAUAUUCAGACAUCGGACGAGGUUAUCAGGGAGGUCAUCUUUUGAUCUCGGCAAGUUGACGAUCAUUGUCGCUUCCGACGACGAGACGGUGAACUACCAAUUCUUGCCCGUCUUUCCAUUUUUGGUCUUGCUUCUGGUCACCAAACCAUUCCCUUACUGUCGGAUAUUGGCGACUUAAUUGACAGCUUCAACUUGGCGUGGACGAGAGUUACGAUCUGUUCGUUGCUCCACGUAACGAUCACUCCAUCGUAACAGAAGCGAUCAUUGGGGUACGUAGCAAUUCUUUAACCCUGUUCCGAUUCUUAGUGAUUGGUAUGCAGAGUUCAAUAAAAUCGUGUAAUAAAAUAAUGCCUCUAUGCUACAACGUGAAUGGAGCUUCCAUGGAUGGAGAGGUAAUUUGGAAAAGAGAACCUCUUGCCAUUUGUAGUGUUGAGGACCUGUAAUGCACUGUAACGUGCAACACUGCCUUUUCAGGUUCUUCCCCCCCCCCUUUAGAAUGUCGAGAAUAAACUCCAUAUACUGGCUCAUAUGCGGUGAAUCGACUCUCCCUAGGCACGACGAACUAGUAUCUCGGCAGCUGAAUUAUCAAGAUGGCGACACGAUGAAUAUUUUGCGAUAGGAUAGAUAGGAAUACGUUGGAACUUAGUCAGCUGUCAGUCAUGCUCAAAAAAUUUAUUCUCUUCUAGUCAAAGAAAAUUGUGAAUAUUAGUAUGGACAUAUUUGUGCGGUCAACAAAUAAAUUUAGAUAAGUUUGAGCUCGAACAUGUCAGGACAUUCCAAGACUGGGUUAAAUAAGAUAAAAGUGCCAUCUCACAGAAAGGAAGAACGACUAAAUUGUCCCCUUCAUACUUAUGCCAGCACUAUAGACACUAUGGAAACAUGGAGAACUAAUUGGUGAUAGUGAAGAAAACUUCUCUCUUUGCAUUAAGUGAACGGCAAGGUAUUUCACCUGAAAAAUGCUUCAUUUGCCUAAAUCUUUAGCCACCAGGGCUGUUCAGUGGAGUGAGCAUUCACUUUUAUAUGCUUUAGGAUGAGGAAAUGGGCUUUAGGCUUUCAAGAACGAGCAGUUGCUAUGUUUCUUGAUCUCUAGGGGGCUGGAAUUCAAAUGAAGUCAAUACCAUCUGGGGGGCAGAUCGCAAAAUUUCAUGUAGAAUGUUUUCUCUGUGUUUAAUUACCACAUGGUUUUACAUUCAUCUCAUUUAAUACUUAAUUCUAAUCUGGUGCCUUUUCAAUUAAAAAAACUAAAUUGAAAUCAUAUUACGAUCAAGAAUGUUGGAAGGCUCUUCCUUUGAAUUGAACGAAAAGAGGAGUGAAUGUGACAUAAACCCUAGCACUAGAAAAGGAAGACAAAUACUCAAGCUAGUCGGGUAUUUGAAUAUAACGAAUCUUGUUAUUAAAAAAUCUACGGUACAGCCACAUCCCUCUUCGUGGCUUUCUGCUUGGUUUGUGAAAUAAAACAAUUGACUUAAAAAACUCUGAACAAGUAAGUCAUGCUAUUUCCCCAUGUGUUUAGUUUACGAGGUUCGACUAUUGGCAAAUAAAUGAAGCGAUCUUUAUCUGCAACGAUGAUCAUUAAUAAUGAUAAAUGAGCACUUUUUCAGACUUAAAGGUCUACCAUAGUGUAUGAUUUAUUGUUCUGUUAUUUCUUAUAUCAUUAAAUUAAGCGAGCUCUCAAUGAAAUGCUGCUUAGAGUUCAUGCAUAGCCAUAUCAAAAAAUUGAACUCUUUUUAUUCCUUACACUUUAUUAUGUUGUGUCUUAAGAAGUUGGAUUGCUAUUUUCAUUUUGGCAUCAUCAGUAUUCUCUCAAGUUGUCAGGGGACUCUUAAAAUGUGAAGAGUCAUUACUUCCAACAGUCCUCUCCAACGCUCCACUAGGCUUAUGUUUAUAUCACUUGCUAUACCAUGUAAAAAGUUUCAUUUCUUUCUCUCAUCAUCUGAACGUUUUUUAAUCUCAUCGCGUAAUCCUUUAGAACCCUUUUCUAUGUUAUUGAUAGUUUUUUUUCCUUGUCAGGCGGAUACUAUUUAUGGGAUAAUCCGUGGGCUUGAGGUAUUUAUAUCGAGUUCUCAUUAAACUGUUUAUUUGAUCAUGUUCGAACUUUAAAAAAGAUGUUCACAAUAUGGUCAUCAAUUAUACAAAAUAAAGUUAAAAUAAAAAGAGGAUACUUGGUUCAAGAACCUAAGCUUUAUUGCUCAUCUAUUGGGUCAUUUCAGCUCAGAUUUACUUUAUUUGUAAACUGCUCAAUGCAAUUCUUUACUCACUUUCUUCCUUUGAUGGAUUUGGACUUAUGGCCAUGAUAUUUUAUGGUCGGGAAAUUUUUGGUUAAAUCACACAAUCCUAAAAGACAGAAUGUCUUGCUUUCUGUUCUAGACAGUUUAUUUCUUAAUAAUAGUUAUAAUUACUAAGUGUAUUACCUUGGAACUCUGCAAAAGACUAUUACUAUUGGUGCAUGGUUUUUUAAUCUUUGUUAAUGUCUUUGUCAGACCUUCAGCCAACUAUGCACUUUUAACUACAAAACCAAAGAAGUUGAAGUGCACAAUGCACCGUGGUAUAUUAGUGAUCGGCCAAGGUUUCCAUUUCGUGGGCUGCUUAUUGGUAUGUAAAUAUUUGUGUUGGAGUGUUGAACCACAUCAUUUGCCUCAUGUAAACCUUCAAUGUUGAUACAUCAAUAUCCAACCUUAUGAUGUAUGUUUUGCAGAUACAUCACGACACUACCUACCAGUAAAUGUGAUUAAGCAAGUUAUUGAUUCCAUGUCAUACGCCAAGCUUGUGAGAAUGCAUCCUUUAUCUUUUUAAAGUUUUCAUCAAAAAAUUCUUCUCUGAUUUCUUUCUAUUAUUCACGUGUUCUGCAUAUAUCAUUGGGAAUCACAUUCAGUAGAAUGUUCUUCAUUGGCAUAUUGUCGAUGAACAAUCAUUUCCUCUAGAGGUCCCUUCAUAUCCAGAUCUAUGGAAUGGCUCCUAUACAAAGUGGGAGAGAUUCACAGUUGAGGAUGCUUAUGAACUUGUUGAGUAAGAUAUUUUCCUGUGAACCUUAUAUUUUACAGUACUUACCUGAUUGAGUCUAUUUGUUAAGAGAUGCUCUUCACACUCAUGCUUGAUUUGCAACUAGUAAAGUUCUAAAGAAAGAAUACCGCUAAAAUCAUCCCGAAGUAAUAAUUUUAAUUUCGGAACAUCUUUAUGCUCUUUAUAAAUUUUUCAAACUCAGAAAGUGUUGAUCUUAUGCUAAUAAUUGCAAAGAUUGCUAAAGUAUAAGGGUGUAUAUCAUGCAUAUUUAUAGAAUUAAUUGUGCUAAAAAUGUUGUCCUAGAAAUGUUGGCAAUUAUACCUUGGUUCCUUAGCUUCAGGUUUCUGUGAAAGAUAACACUAGAAGUUUUUUUAUAGAACCUCUCUUUUCUCAGGUAUUCCAAAGAUUGUGAUUGAGGUUAUUCUUUCUGAAAGACAUAUUAGCAUCCAAAGUAGCACACUAGUGUUUAGGCGAGGAAAGUACACAACAGUCUGUCCACUCAAAUAAAUAAAUUAUGUUUCUUGGGCAACACAUCGUCAAAUUGAAACACUAAUACACUGGGGAAAAUAAAAGACUUGCCAUACUUUGAACACGAAACUCAAUCUAUCCCUUCAAGAUUGUCAUGGACAACAACACCAGAAGAAAUCAACUUUUUCAUUUAGAUGUCAUUACAUUUGAAGACUAUGUUGCGUUUGAUUUAUUUUUUUUGUUGUGCAUUUUAUUUCUUGUUAAUCAUAGUAGUCACGGAAAUUAAUGUAAACCUUAUUUUGUGAGUUUCUUUUUUAAAACCUUUUAUCUAUUUUGUAUCUACUGUGUAUCAAAUGACUAUGUUGUUCGCUACUUUUUUGUAUCAACUAACUUGUUUUUUUUGUUUCUUUCUUUUUUAAUGUUUACCAAUCAUCUCCUACAGUUACGCAAAAAAAAGAGGUCAGUCCACACUGUGCAAUAAGAGGCUCUUAUUUUAUUUUAUGUAAAUAACCUUUUGUGUGGUUUGAAUUCCACUUUGUAAUAUUAGAUUGUUCUUGCAAAACUUUGAGGGGACACAUGAAUUUAGACAUUUGGUGGAAUGGUUAGAUUAUUUCCUAGCACUAUCAAAUUUGCUAUUGUAAAAGGUCAAUAACAUUUUCUCAUAUUUCAUCCAAUGUAGCGAAUUGACAUUUAAAUAUUUACUUUAUUGUUUAUUUUUAUUGUAGGCAUCAAUAUAAUGCCAGAGAUUGAUGUUCCUGGCCAUGCAGAGUCAUGGUAUGUCUACUUUUUUUUUAAAAUGUGAUUUUUUUGCCCCUCUGAAUCUGAUGUAAAUUAAUUUUGUCCUUGUACUGAUGUUUAUAAUGUUGUCAUACAUGUUUACUUUAAAGUAUAUAUCUUGAUGUUGAUAAAGCUGAUACAAAGGUAAUUUUUUUUAUCUCACGUCAUUAUAAAAUGAAACUUGGAAUAUAUAUAAUGAUGAUAUCACUUUGCGCAAGCAAUUGAAAAAGUCUCAUAAAGUUUCAAAAGUUUUAGCCAUUCGCAUAUUUGAAAAAAAGAGAGUCAACCAGCUCACCUUGGAUGAAGAAACGUAGGAAAAAAUAAAAUUAGAAGAGAUUAGUUUUAUAAACAGGAAAAUGAUCAAACAUAUUAGUUAGUACACGUUAGUUGUUGGCCAUUUGCAAUUGUAGCUUCUUUUUCAACCAUUUUAAUCUCUGAAUCGAAGCAUGUAUAAAAGAAAAAAAUGAAUAUCUAUUCCAUAGCCCACUUAGAUACCAUGACUUUUAAGAAGAUUCGUGAAACAAAAUGAUGUUACACCAUACUCUUUCAAUCAUUGAUGUUACACCCUGAAAACUUUGAUCUUCUAAUUAUAAGAUAUUUUUUGUGAAGGUUCAUAGUGGUAAAUGAGUACUAUAGAACCGAGUGUCAGGCACACGAGCUUUUUCUAGAGAUAUGAACUUAAAAAAUGAAGGAUUGGUAUUAAAUUUCUAGAAGUUCACUUUCUGCAGUUAUGAAUUUAGUAAAUAGGUGAGCUGAUAAUUUGUUUACCAUAGAAAUUGGUAGUACCUAAAGAAGAGUGGGUGGAGCUGGUAAAUAUUUUGAACCACUAACAAAUUUGGUGUACUUUCCUUGGAAAGAAUUAAUUUACUAUGUUUAUCUAGUAUUAAACCAAACUCGUGUAACUCAUGCGAAAAUAAGCUAAUCCACCCCGUCUUCGUUGAUCUUGUAGAACGCCUGAGGCCAACAAUAAUAUUACUUUUCAUCCAGCUCUUUCAUAUCAAUGUCUUCCGAAAAAAUUAUCUAGGCAAUGAUAUUCAUCCUUCCGUUUUUAUCAUAAUAUAAGUAGUCAGAAUAACUUACAUGCCAUGUCUCAACUGGCCAUAAUGUUUUCCUUGGAAAAUUGAGAUCGUUUGUUUCAUGACUGAAGUAGGGAUCUCAAAACGGGUUCUAACUGGAUCAUGUCCUCUUGCAAUACAUCUGGAAUAAGAUAUGGUUAUCCGUUAGUCAUGACAUCCGAAGUAGAUUCAACUCAGUAGAAACAAAUGGUGAUGUGAACCUAGUUCAUGUGAAUAUGAUUACCAAGUAAAUACGAGAGAAUUCUUAAGUCUAAAGACAUGAUAUUUUGAAAAAAAAAUAUAGUUUAAAUAUCAGGCCAAGAUAAACACAUCUGAUUUUUAUUUUUCCACUCUGACAAAGUGCAUUUUUUAGUCAUUGGUUUCUAGUGGGCACUUACAGAAGGUUUCUUUUAGUUAAUUAGUAAGUGCUUCUUGUUGAGUGGCAAUUGAGUUGCAUUUAUGUGACUAGAUAGUUACUUAUAUGCUUGGGAUGUAUGCUUCGCGACUAUUACAUUUUCUGUUUAAUAAUAUGCAGUGCAUAAUCCGUAUGCUUUGACGUGUUGAUUUAUGAAACGUUGAUUUCUAUGUUCCAGAAUAUUUUUAAUUCAUCGUAUGUGAACUUUUCUGAGAUUUUGGAAAACGCAAAUACUCUUUCUCUUAUGAGGAAAUGCAUUUAUACCUUUGUAUUUUACUCGAGUACAUCAUAAGGGAGAAUGCAUGACGAUAUCUGAUCUGCUGUGUAGGGGUGUCGCCUAUCCUGAUCUAUGGCCCUCCCCCACCUGUAGAGAGCCCCUUGAUGUAAGCAAAGAUUUCACCUUUUCAGUGCUUUCCGGAAUUUUGAAAGGUAAAACUUCAUUUUUGCAAGUUACUAUCAUUCCUGUUUAGCACUUAUUCGAGUUUUUUUUCCUUAUCCCGUAAGAUAUAUACUUAUGAGUCAUCCAUGAUUUUUAUCAAACAGACCUAUUUUUCUUUCAUCUUGGCUGUACUAUAGUGGUUCAGGAUCUCUUCAUUGCCACAAAUGAAAUUGGUGAUCUUCCUGUGAAAAUGCUUAGUUAGUGUGUGAAAAUAGGCCUCGCUUUAGUGCUUACCUCAUGCAGAGGUAGAUUCGUCCAUUCUUCAUUGAUAGGACGGAGGUUUUUAAUCUGUAUUAUGUUUCCACUAUGUAUUGCAAACGUUCUACAUGUUUCCCCCAUGUUUGGAGGUUUAACAUGAGGAUAGUGAGCGUUAUGUGGUUGACCUCCACGCUUCAAUUUUGUCUGCUAUUUAUUUUUGCAGGAAAAAACCAUGUCUUCGGGGCGGAUUAGAACUGUCUCAUUUCCUUUCCUUUGGAUGUUAUUUUUUAUUGAGCUGAAGUUUCUUCUUUUUUGCCUGACAUCUUGUUUUCCUUCUCCUUUUGGCUAACAUUCUUAAGAUCUCUGAGAAACGAUCUUUUAUCUCUUAGAUCAAUGUAUCUGCUAUGCUUCCUGUGCUAGACUGAUAUUAUUUGAUUUGGUUUUCCAGUAUGCAUUACACCAGUGCGAUAUGUUAUAUUAAUAUUGAGGUUUCAUCAUCCAAUUUUUCGUUUCCCUUUUUGUUUUACUUUUGCUGAAAAGAAUAUUACUUAAAUUAGGGUAGAUUUGGUUAAUCAUAUUUCUUUCUAUGGAUAUUGACCAUAAAAAAUAUUUUUUAUGGAUUUGGUUUAUUGUCCAAUAUAUUUCUGCAUUCUCAUUUGUGUUUCCACUUGCACACUAUUAGAAAUUUUUUUUUGCCUCUUGUGAGACUUUUUCCCGAUGUUUUUGUAUCCUCCCAUUUGUACAGUGGAAGUUGUUUGGGAAUGUUUGACAACUAUAAUUGACCAAUCAACUUACUUUUGCUAAAUGAUCAUCUGCAUCCAACUGUGCAGUUGAAAAUCAGAGGGAAUUCACUUCUUCUGCCUUCCAGUUCUUUGUUCAUUUUGGCUCGAUAGGUCCUUGGAGAUUUGGGUUGCUUAGAUUUUUACUGUCAAAAUCAGGGUGGAAGCUUAUUCAUUCAACUCAAGCUUUAUUAAUUUUUUUUGUAUCAAAUGACUGUUCAGUCAGGAAGUUUUCAGUAACUUUCAUCUGCUUUAUUAUAGCUGUUUGUUUUCGGUUUUCAUUCCAGAGCACGACCUGCUUCAAAAUUUCAUGCCGAAACUAUGGUUUGGUUGGAGACUUCACGCUGUCAAGUUCAAUGAUCCUGUUUUUGGUCUUUGAUGAUUUUGCAAAAUAUUUGAAUUAAUCGAUAGGUGGCAUGAUAAAAUUAAUAUGCAUCGAGAUUGCUAGAAAGAUGAUAUAGUUUAAGACUUUCUCAUUUCCUUGCGUAAAUUAAUGAACGGAUUUGCAAUCUGGGAGUGAAAAUAAAUGGAUUUUAACCAUUACUAAAGACAAACUUUUCGGUUUCUGUCUGGUGAAGUGCGAUCCUCACAGAAGAAAUUUGAGAUAUUUUUCUUUUUCAGGCGAAAUCACUCUGUUAUGUUGACAUUCUGGUGAAUGUCAUAACUAGUUGAUGCAAUUAUUGUUCUUUGUCAAAUGGGGAAGGAUUUUAUUAAAUUCUAGUUUGUGUUUCCUUUUACAGAUAUGCACAAAAUUUUUCCUUUCGAGCUCUUUCACUUGGGAGGGGACGAAGUCAAUGCAGGUUAGUUUAAUAAACAUUUUCAUUAUGAUGACAGUCAACUAAUUUUGAAGAAAAUAUGUUUUCCUUAGUUUUCUGAAAUUUUAACGAAAAUAAUUUACGUUUUAUUAUACAAACGAACGAGUGGUUAGCAUUUUACUCUUACAUGUCAAUUUCACAAUGGACACUCGCCCACUUACAUAGAUACACGUACAAUUCUAUAAUUUAUCAAUAUAAAUAGGUCUUUUUAGUUUUGAUCGGUCAUUUGAAUCGUAUACUAUCUCUUGGAAUUAAGGAUCGAGUAAAGCUGACAGUUUCAGCUGCCCGAACUUGAUGUUCUCAAUGCUUGUAUGUUGGGUAUGCAAGAAGUUACCGUGGUAUAUUAAUACUGUAUUAUUUGGAGGUGGAAUGAUUUUAAGAAAUGGUUCGGGAAAGUUCAUUGUGACCUUAGACCGGGGAGGUUUUGUUCUCUGGUUACCACUUCUUUCUCCAUCAGCACAAGAAUUUCUAGGUUCCCCUACAUCCUUUGUUGCCAAUGUCCUGAACCAUGACACCCUCACCUGCCUCGUGGAAAAAACGGUGCAAAUUGCAAAGAGAAGAGCUUUCAUUACUGCAUUAGCAUAUAUUUUAUCAGAAACAUAGAAAUGAUUUAACUAAACGGUGCAGUUAAUAUCUCAGGUACUUGAGCUUAUCUUCCUAUUUCUGCUUAAUGUUUGCGAUUCCUUUCUGGAAACCCUUGGUCAUCCCACCCCUGAACAACAAAAGUUCCCAUUAAAGAGUGUUAUGCACUUAUUCCACAUGGCUUACUGAACUCCAGAAACCAGAAGCAUCCUUCUCAUACAUAAAUGUAAAGUUUUUAAAUACAAAAGAAGGGAAAUCAAAAUUUGUACUACCCUGUUGAACUAAGUGUUCUGAACUUCAAGAGUUGUUGUUCCUCUCUUUAUCAUCAUUGUCAAGGGAAUAGUCAGUCAAAUCUUCACUUGGGUGCAUGGUUGCUAUUGAUAUCUCCUGUGAUUGAAAAUGUAGUAUCACACUUCUUAUCACCCAGCAUCAAUUAUACCUUUGGAUGCAUAAUGUAAAUAAUGCAACAGAGUUCAUUCGUGGGUAUUGUCUUUUUGGCUUAUGUCUCUCUUAUCAGCUUUGUUCAUUAAGCAGCUCAUAAUAUGAUUAGAAAAUUGAAUAGAGAGGGGCUAUUUCGGUUUUAGUUCGAUAAGGAACAUUUGGAGGAAAUAUUUUUAAUUUCCUUGAUGCUUACUUUCUGAUAAACCAGAGGAAGUAAUUGAUUGUUCAAUGGUUUGCAGAUUGUUGGAAUUCAACACCACAUGUGAAACAAUGGUAUGUUACUGAUUUUCAUUGUCAUAUGAUUUUCAUAAGACUGUUAGCCUUUUUAUCCUUUGUGGCUUGAAUCAACACUGAAUUACCACUGAUAUUGUAAACUUAACAUGAGUUAAUCGAUUGACCUUGAGAUGCUAUUGACGAAAAAAAUGAUUUCUUUGAAAUCUACGUAUAGUAAUUUUCUGGAUUCUAAUUAGACACUGCAUUGAAGUAAUUCAAUUUCUGAUAGAGUACACUUGUUUGCAAGAAAGUCGCGAUAAACUGAUCAGACAGGCCAGCCUUCAUUGUUUGCUGCGUUUUUAUUUGGUCAUAUGGUGGGCUUCAAUCAAGGGUCGCUCUGUUUCGAGUUGCGAGUGCCCAUUGUUUUCAUAUCAGGAAAGUUCAAGGUUUUCUCAUGAACGUGUAAGAUUCAAGGACAAAACUUAGUAGAUACAAAGUAAGGGAGAAGGAGAACGAUGACGCAUGCCCAAAACACAUACCUGUUGUUUAUAAAAGGUAAAACCUUGUAGGGUUCCUUGAAAGGAAGAAAUAUAAAAAAACCAUAUCACCCUUACAAGAAAGGCAAAUUAUGAUAUUCUCAUACCCCUCUCUCAAGCUUAUGAAUUCUGUGAAGAGCAUUAAGAAUUUGCCAUGUCAAAAGUGAUGAUAUAUGCAAUAAUACGAGAUUUGGUUAAGAAAUUAAUCAACUGCAAAAUAAAAGAGACAAAAGGUAAUGACAUGAGUGUUGCAUUGGAGAUGAUGUCUUGUAAAGUGCCGAUCCAUAUUAACAUCUUUGAUGUAUAAGAACAGGUGUAGAGAUAUGAAUACCUAGGUUAGCAAGCCCCAUGAACACCUAGAUUAGUAAGUUCCCAGCAUAGUCAAACAACCAUUGUUGUGAUAUUACUUUUAUCUUGAUAUUCAGCUUCAAUGGUUGAUCUAACUAAAAUAAAUUAUUUCUUUUUUUCUCUGAAAUAAAAGAUCUUGAAAAACGUAAAAUCUCUUGGUAAACUUUCAAUCUAUGGGAUUACUGGUCAAAUCGACAUUAUCAUAAACUCAGAGCUCUAUGCUGGCAGUGUAAGAAAAUAAUAGACCUUCAUAUGGUAGUAUGCCUUUGAAGAAAAUAUGUGCUCUAAUGAACAGAAAUUAGAAUAAUGAAAACUUGAUUGAUAGUGCGCAUAACAUAUGUAAUAUCUAAGUGAGUAGCUGUGUGAUAUACAGUUGGCCAUGCCAUAAAAUGGGCCAUAAUGAAGGAUAUACUUGGCUACAAGCAAUGGCAUGUUCUAAAGUAGGCCAUGUCAAAAGAGCAUUAGCAAUAAAGGUGUAGUGCACAUUAAGCCUAAGGGGAGUCUUAAUUGUCCAAGAGUUUGACAAUUUCGUAUUUCUUAUGACUUUAAUUCUAUAUUUGGACUAAGAAGAUCCAAAUAUGCCUUUCAAUAAUAAAUAUUUAAUUUCCGAAGAAGCAACAAAAUAGCAUGAAAGUUUUGAUUAUAAAUUGUCGUUAUCAUCAUGUUUUGAGUGAUAAAAUGUAAUUAAUAUUGAAAAGAAGAAUAAUCUGACAUGGUACCAAAGAUGAAGGAAUUGAGUUACAACCACCUGUGCAGAAGGCCAAUCUAAUGUCGAAAGAUAACAUUAGAAAAAAAAUUGGAGCAAUCCUGUCAUGUGCUUCCUAUGCUUUUUCCAUUGUCAGCUGACUCUUCCUUUUGCCCUGACUAGUCCAAAAUCAUCCUAUUCAAUUCUUAAUUGUUUUAUUUAUUUUUUGAAUUUCAAGGGAGGAUCAGGUUUUAUUGGAUUGAUCCUAACUGGGCCUGGCACUCCUUUUUCUAGCGUGGCCUAGGUUCUGGCAUCGGCUUAACUACACCUGGAUCAACCUUGGAAUCAGUGAUCCAAGCCAUUUCUGAUUCCUUGAAGGUCCAGUCUGGUCUGGCUGUCCCGAUAUGUCUGGUCAGAGAUGAUUUCAUAUGGCUUGGAUCAGAUCUGGCCUGGCUAAUCCUGACCAUAUGCAAAGUUUGGACCAGCUCAUGUGAGAGAUGCCCCAUCACUUAAUGAUCUUGAGAAAAAUACAUGGAAAUGUUUUGUUUUAUCCUGAUUUUCUUCAAUUCCUACCCGUUAGACAAGCUUUGGAGACAACCGAGCAGAAUGGCCCACCAAGUUGCUUGUCUGCAACUGAUUUCUGAGAAAUAGAUAGCAAGGGUAUCCGAAAUAUUUUUAUUGAAGACCUUUGCUGAUGUCUGCUCAUACUAGUAUGUUACUGUGGAAUUUUUUAUGUCCUUUCUGAGUUUCGUGGCCAUUUCUGUGUCCACAUGGUGUACAUGCCCGAAAUUGAGAUGUGCGAUCUCCAUCUGAAUGCGACGUCCUGAUAGAUGCUGUCACAACCGGGUGUGAGUUAUGCCUUACUCUCAAACAUGGCGAUUAUUUUAGGUCAUUAGCGUGAUUAUGGUCCACGUCUGGAGUUUUUAACACGUUGGACCAGUAUUUUCACUGUCAACCGUGGCCAUCGAACAAGCCCCUUUUUUGUUGGAUUGUGACCGGUGUUUUUCAUGUUUACGAAAUUUCAGGUGCUCUAUUUGUCUUGUUCCUGCAGGUUUUUGAGUUUAAAUUGUCUGUUACCCAUAGUUUUCUUGUGAUCUAAGUAUUUUCCUACACAGGCUUGAACAGCGCAACAUGACUACUAAGGAUGCGUAUCAGUAUUUUGUAUUGAGAGCUCAGGAGAUUGCGGCUGCGCAGAAUCGUACUCCUGUUAACUGGUACUCACCUUAUUGUUGCUCGCAUGCGUAAUAGUCAGUAGGGUGCAAUAAUUGCAAUACUGCAACAUUUUGUUUCCUAAAUUUCACAGGGAGGAGACCUUCAAUACAUUCGCUGCCAAGCUUCAUCCUCAGACGGUCGUGCACAAUUGGUUAGUUACUUAUUCACGUUAGACAAAGAUUAUUGGCACUGAGAUUUAAUUUGAUUUUAGUGAUGGAGGAUAUUACGAUUCUGAAACCAUGAGGUGUACAGGGUGUAAAUCCCUUUUGUGUCAACUUUUUUGAUUAGGGCACUCAAGAAAAGGGUGGCAUUUUUCUGGUAUUCCAGCAUAUUUCUUGAUUUCAGUCAUUUUAAAUUUGUUUUCCAUGUUGUUCUUUUCAGAAACCUGCUAUCUAAACAACUUAUCCACAGGGCUUGCUUGAUUUUCCCAAAUGUUUAGGCCAAAAUAUCCCAUCCAUCAUGGAUAUCUAGUUCACCGUUUAAGACCAACUCAUGUUUAGGGCUAGAUGGUUGUGGCUUCGUCUAACAUCCACAAAAUUACAAUCCAAACCACCUCUUCCUCUCUCAUCAAGAAGUCCUCUCUCUAUGGCCUGCAUGCUGUCCUUUGACUUCUACACUGCAACCACGUAGGGAGUGGAUUGGUCUCUCUUAUUUUCUUUCCAUUCUUCAGGUGGGGUCCUGGAGUUUGCCCCAAAGUCGUCGCAAAAGGCCUGAGAUGCAUCAUGAGCAACCAAGGUGAGUGGUAUCUUGAUCAUCUGGACGUGCCUUGGGAGGAUCUCUACAGGAGCGAGCCACUGGAGGGAAUAGAUGACGCUUCCCAACAGAAACUUGUAAUUGGCGGAGAAGUUUGCAUGUGGGGCGAGACAGCUGAUACAUCAGACAUCCAGCAAACAAUAUGGCCUCGAGCUGCAGCUGCUGCAGGUAAAUGAUGGCUACGAUAUCUCAUUACCUUCAAUAUCUCAUCGUCAAUUUUUUUUAUCUUUCUUUUAAGAGAUAUACAUGGAUAUGUCACCAGGAAUGCAAGCCUAGGCCACAGGCCACAGGCUGAAGAUGCCCAGAGAAUACAACUAAAAAAAAAAAAUACAAUACCUUCAUUGAUCUGCUGGAUUUUUCCCAUAUCUGCAUUAAUGACCCAUUCCGUCGAUUUUAUCCUCUCUGUAGAUGAUGUGGCGAAUUGGAUUUGUUUCUCUUAUUUUCAACUUCUCACGGGCUAUUUUGCCCAGAACAUAGUGACUACUCUGACUGAGAAUUCCGCUUUGGGUACACUUCUCCAUAGCCCUUCUGUAGUCAACUUACUAUUUUCCCAUACAUUUAUUCGGAAGAUGGGUUAAUGUCAUGAAUUCUCCCCGUUUCCCCUAGUGUUCUUCAUUGAUUCUCCAUGGAUAUCCGGAGAGUAUAGUCUAUGACUCUACUCUCCAUGCUGAACCAGUAUCCACCAUCCACAACAGUCGGGAGAGGACUAAAAGACUGAGGCUUUCUAUACCCGAUGGGUCAAACAUUAGAUGGAAUCAUUCUCUCUCCUUCUGCUCGCGUUCUUCAGCCGAUUCUUACGGUUUUCCUUCUUAAAAUUCUCCGGAACCCCCUUACGAUCUUGAACCCUGCAGUUGCCAUUUUUAGGGUUUGGUUGAAGGAGAACCCUCAAAGAGAUGAUCGUCGUCUCCCUCCUCUGGCCGCCGUCCUACACUCAUUCUCUCGGGUCACCCAUCCUCUUCCCCUGCGAUAAUUACCAUCCAUUGCUGCUGGAUUUGACUCUGAAAAUAUCUCUCACUUCAAUCAUUGCACAGUUUUGUAGUAGACGAAGAUAUCACUCGCUGAAUGAUGCUUUAAAAUUAUGAUGUAAUUUAUUUACUGAGAGCCUUCGAUCCAGAGCGCUUGUGGAGCCCAAGGGAGACUACCUCCGGCGAAGAUCCGAACUCCACCGCGCUGCCCAGGCUGGAGUACUUCAGGUGCCUGCUCAACCGGCGGGGGGUGGCGGCUGCUCCGGUGACCAACUUCUACGCCCGCAGGCCUCCAUACGGCCCUGGAUCAUGCUACGCGCAGUAG
This is a messenger RNA of Spirodela intermedia, 14281 nucleotides long. NCBI's taxonomy places the organism in Eukaryota, Viridiplantae, Streptophyta, Magnoliopsida, Alismatales, Araceae. The record is from the annotation of a GenBank genome assembly.